Molecule: messenger RNA, 1703 nt
Organism: Aethina tumida (small hive beetle)
Lineage: Eukaryota; Metazoa; Arthropoda; Insecta; Coleoptera; Nitidulidae
Product: putative leucine-rich repeat-containing protein DDB_G0290503
Exons: 5
Coding region: 103-1572 (489 amino acids)
Molecular function (GO): protein-folding chaperone binding
Source: RefSeq, a predicted model, not a curated record
UAGAUUUUAUUAAUAAAUUACUGAUAAAGAUUUAUUUAUCUUGAAACUAUCUGAUAAUGUCUGAUUAUGCUUUCAAUUUAAUUUGUUUUAUUAACGUUAACCAUGGGGUGGUUCGAUUGUUUCUUACCGCCGAAAAGUAAUGUGAGUGUUAGAAGAAGUACAUAUACAGGAAACUCUUCAGGUGAGCAAAUUGCUCGUGCAUUAACGAAAACAAAUAGACCAGGAAAUCCUAAACAGCCAAAAACGAUUCAAAAUAGUAAACCAGCUAUAAACAAAAAGAAACCUCCUGCUCGUCCACCUCCACCUCUCACAACUUGUUCUAAUCCAAAGAAAGAUAACAUUAAGUUGCAAAGAAAAUCUCAAUUACGAGGUGAUGAAAGAAAACUGUCGAGACCUUCAGAUUCACCUCCUUUUCCCCCAACAGAUGAUACUUGUAUGACAUUGGAGAAGAAACAAAAACUAAAGCAAGACGCAAUUGAACAAAACAUUAUUGAAAUGAUAAAUGGGUUCAAAGAACGCAUUCAAAAAUUUGAAGGAGAGAAACAAGACCCAGAGUUCGUUAGAAUUGACGACGGUAUAAGAAAUGCGAUCGUUCAAUUGAAAAAUGAAAACGAAACAAAACCAAACCUCUACUUUGACAAUUAUAUUAAAGAACUAAGACAGUUACUAAUUGAAUUAAAUAAUAAAGCGGACAAUUUGAAAGAUGAAUCCGAAAAUGGCGUCAUCAAAAAGCUGUACAAGAAACUAUAUACUAUAGAAAAUAUGACAACUACGUUACAAAAAGAAGUUAACGAGUUUUCGGGAACUGAUGAAAAAGAGUAUCUGUAUCUAAGUACUAGUCUAAUGCAGUUGCUCACGGAAGUGGAUAAAAUCGAUUCCGUUGAAUAUCCUAAUUUGAAACAGCAAAAGAAAAGAGUAAUUAAGAAAAUCAAACAAACUAAUCAAAUUUUGGAAAUGAUAAAGGAGUUUGGCAAAGAGAAAGCUGUACAAGUUUUACCGGAUAUUUAUCGUGAAAUUAAUUUUAAUAUUAAUAUGACAGAAAAUCAAUCUAAUAAUGAAAAGAUUAAUUUGAACGAGGAACGAAAACAUGAAAAAACACAAGAGAUGAAAAUGAUAGAUAAACAAAUUAACUCAUUCAAAAGUCAAAUUAAGGAGUUCGAUGGAUUUAGAAAUGAUCCGCAGUUCACUUAUAUCGACAACAGUAUAAGAAGUGCCAUUAUACAAUUGAAAAAUAAUAAAUCGAUAAAUUCAAAUGUUAUCGAUAAUUAUGUUGCUAAUUUAAGGCAGUUGUUGGAACAGUUAAUAAUGAAAGCAAAUGAAGAAAAAUCAGAAGACGUAAUAAUAAAGAAACUUCAAAAUAUAAAUAAAAAGGCAACCCAAUUGAAACUUGUAAUUGAGAAUUUUGGUGGGAACAACCAAAAAGAAUCAGAAAAUUUGGAGCAUCGUUUAAUAGAAUUAUAUCAAGAGAUGGACAAUAUUGACAUUUUUAAAUAUUCUGCCUUGAGAAAUCAAAGGAAACAAGUUGUAAAAGAGCUUGACAAAAUUUUUGAUAUCUUGGAUUCAAAGCAUUAAAAUUAUAUAUUAUAUAUAUUCUAUCUAUAUGUGUGUUUAGUACUUAUGCCAUAUUUUCUCCAAAUAAAAUAAAUACAGAUUUUUUUACAUAAAAUUUACCCUAUAUGUCACCAAAUUAUACCGACUUUUUG